Choloepus didactylus (southern two-toed sloth) is the source of this 1931-nucleotide messenger RNA. It is a transcript of the gene NOC4L, whose product is annotated as nucleolar complex associated 4 homolog. Lineage: Eukaryota; Metazoa; Chordata; Mammalia; Pilosa; Megalonychidae. Gene Ontology annotation, biological process: ribosome biogenesis. The record is from RefSeq and is a predicted model, not a curated record. Gene Ontology annotation, cellular component: small-subunit processome; nucleolus; Noc4p-Nop14p complex. Bases 43 to 1590 code for a protein of 515 amino acids. The transcript is spliced from 15 exons.
GCGCGCCGCAGUCCCCGCCGGUUCCGCGUGGGCGGCGGCGGCAUGGAGCGGGAUCCCGGCGCGGGGCCUGGAAAGCGGCCUCUGGGCCGCCUGCUGGAGGCGGUGCUGGCGAGCCGCGGCGAGGCCAACGCCGUGUUCGACAUCCUGGCGGCCCUGCAGUCUGAGGACCAGGAGGAGAUCCAGGAAGCAGUGCGCACAUGCAGCCGCCUUUUUGGGGCCUUGCUGGAGCGGGGAGACCUGUUUGUGGGCCGGCUGCCCUCUGAGGAGCUGAUCAUGGCAGGAUCCCAGGGAGCCACGCGCACGUACAAGGUGUGGAUGAGGCACCGCUAUCACAGCUGCUGCAACCGUCUGGGGGAACUCCUGGCCCACCCCUCUUUUCAGGUCAAGGAGCUCGCCUUGAGUACGCUCAUGAAAUUUGUGCAGCUGGAAGGAAAGCACCCCUUGGAGAAAUCCAAGUGGGAGGGCCAGUACCUCUUCCCCCGGGAGCUCUUCAAGCUGGUGGUGGGAGGCCUGCUCUCUCCCGGGGAGGACACCGCCCUGCUGCUCUCCCAGUUCCGGGGGUUCCUGGAGUACGAUGACAUACGCUACCACACCAUGCAGGCCGCUGUGGACGCCCUGGCCAGGGUCCCUGACGGGCAUCCCGAGGCGCCCCUCCCCUUCUGGAACAACGCCUUCGCGCUGCUGUCUGCUGUGAGCCUGCCUCGCCAGGAGAGCGGCACCUGCAGCUUGUACGUGCAGCACGCAGAGCCCUCGGACAAGUGGAAGGUGACCCACCUGAAGGAGCACAGGAAGGCCUUCCAGCUCAUGUGGCUCAGCUUCCUCAAGCGCCAGCUGCCCCUCAGCCUCUACAAGAAGGUGCUGGUCAUCAUGCAUGACGCCAUCCUGCCGCACCUGGCACAGCCCGCCCUCAUGAUCGACUUCCUCACCAGUUCCUAUGACGUGGGGGGUGCCAUCAGCCUCCUGGCCUUGAACGGGCUUUUCAUCCUGAUCCAUCAGCACAACCUGGAGUACCCCGACUUUUACCGGAAGCUCUACAGCCUCCUGGACCCCUCCAUCUUCCAUGUCAAGUACCGCGCCCGUUUCUUUCACUUGGCCGACCUGUUCCUGUCCUCCUCCCAUCUCCCCGCCUACCUGGUGGCUGCCUUCGCCAAGCGCCUGUCCCACCUCGCCCUGACGGCGCCCCCCGAGGCCCUGCUCCUGGUCCUGCCCUUCAUCUGCAACCUGCUGCGCCAGCACCCGGCCUGCCGCAUCCUGGUACACCGUCCCCACGGCCCCGAGCUGGACGCUGACCCCUACGACCCUGAAGAGGAGGACCCGGCCCGGAGCCGAGCCCUGGAGAGCUCCUUGUGGGAGCUGCAGGCCCUCCAGCGGCACUACCACCCCGACGUGUCCAAGGCCGCCAGCGCCAUCAACCAGGAGCUGUCGGCCCCGGAGGUCAGCAUCGCGCCACUUCUGGAGCUCACGUCCUACGAGGUCUUCGAGAAGGAUCUGAAGAAGGGGCCUGAGGCCAUGCCCCUGGAGUUCACCCCGGCCCGGGGCCUGCUGGGGCGGCAGGAGGAUCUCUGUGCUCAGUUCUUCACGCUCAGCUGACCCUGCCCCCUCCCCCCAACUCGCCUCGGGGGACAGUGCCUGCGGGGUACCACCCCCACCCCACCCAGCUCUGCCGGGGCAGGACCCCAGCUCCCCCGCCCUUGAUCACGGCUCUCCAGCAACACUGAGAGGCACCCCCAAAAGGCCACCCCGCGCGGCCCACCCAACCUCCGUGGAAAGCGCAGCCAGGUGGGGGGGGCUGGGGCAUCCCCACUGGGCUGAGCGCCCUAAGUGGGGGGGGGCUGCAUCCUCACCAGCCUUGGGCCUGGACCCCUGGGAGAAACACUUAGGGGGCUGCUAAGCACAUGGGGCACAUUUCCAUAAAUGUACUGGAACCUGAA